AUGGCGACUAGCACAGAGCGAGUCGGAAUUGCCCUGUUCGCUCUCGGCCGGGCCGGGAUGAUACAUGCCGGGAAUUUGAUAGCAAACUCCCGUGCCGAACUUAAAUACAUCAUUGAGGAAGACACUCUGAGAGCUGAAAAGUAUUUGCAAGAAAGAAAAACACACGCAAAAGUUCUUCAAUUCUGUGAGGCGUCUGUAGCUCUGUCUGAUCCCUCCGUGAAGGCGGUGUUGGUUUGUACGCCAACUCCGCUUCACGAGCAGUGUGUUCUAAUGGCGCUAAGAGCCGGAAAAGCAGUGUUUUGCGAGAAACCUUUGUCUAGAAGUAUCGAUGGGACCGCACUGUGCUACAAUGAGGCGGAAAAGGCCGGCCUGCCGCUAUUUUGCGCCUUCAACCGACGCUUCGAUCCCGGUAUCAGGAGCAUUAUCAAAUCUGUCCUUGGCGGGAAGAUAGGAAGGGUUCACAUGAUUAAGCAAACAAGCCGUGAUGCUUCACCACCCUCAUACGAGUACGUCAAGUCGUCUGGCGGAAUUUUCCACGAUAGUGCAGUACAUGACUUAGAUGUCACUCUAACCAUCGCUGGAGAAGCGCCAUUAACAAUCCACGCAGUUGGCAGCUCAUUCGUUCCACACAUCAAGAAAGCAGGCGAUGUUGACUCUGUUGUGAUCACUCUGAAGUUUCCUAGUGGAGCGCUAGCUCAGAUUGAUCUCGAUCGCAGCUCCCCGUGCGGUUACGACCAGCGCUUGGAAGUCCUUGGGGAAAGUGGGAUGCUACAGAACGGCAACAAACGCGCUAAUGAGGUAACUGUAUUCACUAGCGCUGGUAACACCCAGAGUCCCAUUCUUGGCUCGUUUGCUGAGCGAUAUGCAGAGUCGUACGAACGGGAGUUGGAACACUUUCUCGAUGUCGUACUUGGCAAGGCGGUUUGCGAGGUGACCAGGAAGAGUGUGUUGCUAGCGAGUGAAGUGGCGACGGCGUGCCAGGAAUCACUUGUCACCGGGCGAGUAAUGACAUUCCAGAACUGAGAGAACUAAAAAUAUAUUGUUUGUAACUUCAUUGCGAGUGGUGAAAUUUCAGAAUUUCCAGAACUACAGAGAUAUAUCUUGUAAGACUUGUCACUUCAUUGUGAGUAACAGAAAUACAAAUCUGAGGGAUUAGGUGACGCUCCUUGUGAGGGAAUUCAAGGAUAAGAGUUUCGCCUUCUUAUCUUUUCUUUGAGAUGAGAGGUUGUUAAAGAUGCUUUUAAAAACAAAGUUUUAAGUAAAAUGUCAAUAGCGGA
Molecule: messenger RNA, 1277 nt
Organism: Nematostella vectensis (starlet sea anemone)
Lineage: Eukaryota; Metazoa; Cnidaria; Anthozoa; Actiniaria; Edwardsiidae
Exons: 2
Coding region: 1-1023 (340 amino acids)
Biological process (GO): NADPH regeneration
Cellular component (GO): cytoplasm
Molecular function (GO): nucleotide binding; oxidoreductase activity
Source: RefSeq, a predicted model, not a curated record